UUCUCUCACGAGUAGUGUGAAAAUAACAGAAGAUAUGGUUCAAUUAAGCUACGUCGUGAGGAUUAUCAGUAUAACACUGUUGUGCGUUUUAGCGAAAGAACUAUACUCUGAUAAAUAUGACAAUAUUGAUGCCAUAAGUAUCCUUCAAAACGAUAAAUUACGAGAUGAAUACUACAAUUGUUUUUUGGAAAAGGCGCCAUGCCCGACAGAAGAUGCGAAGUUCUUUCAAGAAAUUUUGAGUGAAUCUCUCCAAACUAAAUGUAAGAAAUGUACUCAAAAACAAAAGGAAUUACAGCUUACGAUGAAGAAUUGGUUUGUACAAAAUAAACCUGAACAAUGGGAAACUCUAAUUGCAAAGUCUGUUGAGGAUAUGAAAAAAAAACGCUGGUAGAUAAUUGCUGACAUAAUCAACAAGGAGGGCACGGCAAGAAAAUGUUAAUCAUUUAUAAAAUUACUCGAUCUAAAUAUUUGGAAAUAUCUUUUUAAAAAAUAUAGAAUAUUUCUAGAUACUAUAAUUAUUGAUAUAAUUUGUACUUGUGUUAUGCAAUGAAAUAAAAUGUAAAAGUGUUUAAAUUUAAUUU
Molecule: messenger RNA, 581 nt
Organism: Atta colombica
Lineage: Eukaryota; Metazoa; Arthropoda; Insecta; Hymenoptera; Formicidae
Product: ejaculatory bulb-specific protein 3-like
Exons: 2
Coding region: 35-391 (118 amino acids)
Source: RefSeq, a predicted model, not a curated record